Pocillopora damicornis (cauliflower coral) is the source of this 1423-nucleotide messenger RNA. RefSeq lists its product as uncharacterized. Lineage: Eukaryota; Metazoa; Cnidaria; Anthozoa; Scleractinia; Pocilloporidae. The record is from RefSeq and is a predicted model, not a curated record.
UCCGGCAGGCCAGCUUGUCUGGCUAAAAAAUUAAAUAGUUAACAAUUAAGAAUUUCUAACGACGAGAUUAUUGUGCAAUAGUGCUAUCAGGUGAGGAAUAACGUGACGCACUCGGUUUGUACUUUGAAUUGAUAUCCAGGACUGCUCCCAAUUGCCUCUGUCAUGAUGAACAACGGAUCAUGUCACUGAUUUUUAAUCCCCUAGGUAAGCUCUCCUUACGGUAAAUAUUGGAAAUAAUUUUGUUUUUCGUCCAGUGAAGACGUCUCUGGGGUAGUAAGCGGUCUGAUGGGGCUACAGGAAGGAAUGAAAGAGCGUUUCCACUGGGAGCUACACAACACUACAGAUGUACUUGUCACAGAUGGUGGUUUCUCAUCCACGUGUAAAAAUUCGAUGGAUGUUAAAGAAGGAGAUAGACAUUUGUCGUACUGGAAGGACUCUUCAGUGCAUAGUAAAAUUCACAUAUUUUUCUCCACGCUUCUUUUUGCGAUUGUUUUAAUCGUGGAAAAUAUAACAAACUUCAUACAAUUAGAGAACUGCAAGUCUUCAGUCUCCUUUUACUGGAUACAGAGCUGCGUUAUUGUAUUUUCCUUUCGAUUUUGGGGAAGAAAACGAAAUCGAAGGAGUCAAGAAAUAAAUUUCCGUCCACUCCUUUUCUACUUUGUGGCUACUGCAACUUUCUUCGGACUGGAUUUUAAUCAUUCCACCUUUGGGAUUUCUGCUGGAUCUGAAUCCUACUUGAUAUCUCUGGCCUUAAUGGCACCUUUAGUGUUAAUAGCGUCCUGGUUGACUGGUCGCCAUGCCUAUCCUGACAAGAUUAUCCUAUUGGUGGCUACAUCAAGUUCACUUGUAAUGAUUCUGUUCUGCUCAUUUGAAGAUCGUCCUGCACAUUAUAGAAUGUCUUUUAGUCAUGGAGCUUUUGGCCUUCUAAUGGGCAUGUCUCUGGCUUUUUUUAUUGUGCAGGCAAAAAGAUGCUUGUCCAAGUUGCAGGUUUCAAUUUCCCAGUUACUCUAUUUGCUGAAUUUUAGCUGUGUCAUAUGUCUUCCAUUUAUUGCCCUUCUGUGUGGUGAAUUACCUUAUCUAGAAAAGGAACUGUUGAAACGAGGUGCACUUGAACUAAUCUUCAGUAUCCUCAUUCUGGCUCUGCUUCGUUUGGCAAGCCAAACAGCUUGUCUUUAUCACCUAAAACACUCAACUCCUCUAUUGAAUGCCACAGUACGAGGAUUUUCUUGGAUAUGGAUAACAUUGUACAUAACUUUACAUACUCCAGGAGAGAGGGGUUCACUUGUGGUGCCAGUACUUGCAGCAUUCUGGUUAUACGGUCUUUUCAUAUUUUUUCCUACACUCUUAACAGAUUUCUUUUUGAUAUUUUGAAACAAGAAAAAUAAGUAACAUACCAUAUUUCCUUGAAUAAGCACCUAUGCUC